This is a messenger RNA of Cryphonectria parasitica EP155, 6561 nucleotides long. RefSeq lists its product as uncharacterized. The transcript has 4 exons. The record is from RefSeq and is a predicted model, not a curated record. The coding region runs from base 1 to 6561 and encodes 2186 amino acids. Gene Ontology annotation, biological process: fatty acid biosynthetic process; secondary metabolite biosynthetic process. NCBI's taxonomy places the organism in Eukaryota, Fungi, Ascomycota, Sordariomycetes, Diaporthales, Cryphonectriaceae. Gene Ontology annotation, molecular function: phosphopantetheine binding; 3-oxoacyl-[acyl-carrier-protein] synthase activity; fatty acid synthase activity.
AUGGCUGACCAGAUAGCAUAUCUCCUCUUUGGAGAUCAGUCAACUGACACACAUGGCUUCCUCGCCAAUUUAUUCCGCCAAACAGACCGAGGAAUCCUCGCCAACGCAUUCCUUGAACAAGCUGGCCAUGAGCUGAGGAAGGAAAUUGAGACCUUGCCAACAAUCGAGAGGUCAAAACUGCCAAGCUUUCUCAGUCUCCAGAAUCUGAACGAGAGGUAUCAUGCUCAGAGCUUGAAGCAUCCUGGAGUGGACGCUGCCCUCAUAUGCGUGUCUCAGCUGGCGCACUAUAUCGACUAUGCUGAGAAGCACUACGAAGACUUGCUCAUGCCUCACGGGCAGAUGUUUCUUGGUGGGCUAUGCUCUGGUAUGUUCGCAGCAGCAGCUAUCACAUGCACACCGACUCUCUCGACCCUCGUUCCGGUCGCUGUCCAAGUUGUCUUAAUGGCGUUUCGUACCGGAAACUACGUGGCCACCAUGGCUGAGCGGCUGUGCUCACCCGCGGAGUAUUCCGAAAGCUGGACUUACAUGCUACCGGGAAUGGGGGCGGACGAAACCCAGAGCACACUCGACAAGUUCAACCUAGAAAAUGCUGACAGAAAGCAGAGGAUCCCUCCUGCUAGCCAGGUCUACAUCAGUGCAAUCUCUGUCCCUAGUGUUGCUAUCUCGGGCCCACCGAGCGUGUUGAGACUGUUAUUCAUGUCUGGUCACCUCUCGGUGCGACCAACGUCAAUACCGGUCUAUGGACCAUACCACGCCACACAUCUGUACUCAUCCGUCAGUGUGGACAGUGUCUUGCGUCUAAAGGAUGCUGCCGUCCAAGACACGUUCCACGACACCAAGCCGAGGUCUCCAAUCAUGUCGUGCAAGACCGGCGAAUGGAUGAUGGAGGAUGACACUAUUGCACUUCUUGAGCGAAUUGUUUACGAAAUUCUUAAUGAUACUCUGGUGUUUCACAAAUUCUUAGAUGCUGGUGUCGAGCUGGCACAUCAAUUCGACAGCAAGACGAUCCUCAUAUUACCUUUCGGACCGACACAGAAUGCUGCCACGCUGGCAAAUCUCUUGAAGAGCAAGACUUCAAACAACAUCAUCCUCAGAACCCCUCCACAGAUCCCAAAGGAGAGCACAGAAUCCAGCGUGGGCAAUCACGGCUCGACGGGAAGAUGCAAACUGGCUAUUGUCGGUAUGGCAGGCCGCUUCCCUGAUGCCGCCAGCCACGAGAAGCUCUGGGAGUUGCUUGAGAAGGGGUUGGCUGUCCACCGUGUCGUGCCGGCCGAUCGCUUCCCUGUUGCGAACCAUGUCGAUCCAAGCGGAAAGGCUAUUAACACUAGUCACACGCCAUAUGGAUGUUGGAUUGAGAAGCCUGGGCAUUUUGAUCCUCGCUUCUUCAACAUGUCGCCACGGGAAGCCUUUCAGACGGAUCCGAUGCAAAGGAUGGCGUUGACAACAGCCUAUGAAGCGCUGGAGAUGUCAGGCUAUGUGCCCAACAGGACCCCAUCCACAAGACUGGACCGGAUCGGAACGUUCUAUGGACAGACUUCCGAUGACUGGCGGGAGAUUAAUGCUGCGCAGGAAGUUGACACUUACUUCAUCACUGGUGGCGUUCGAGCCUUUGGCCCUGGUAGGAUCAAUUACCAUUUCGGCUUCAGCGGGCCCAGCCUCAAUAUCGAUACUGCAUGCUCGUCUAGUGCUGCUGCGAUAAAUGUCGCUUGCUCCUCUCUUUGGGCACGCGACUGUGACACCGCAAUCGUGGGUGGCCUGUCAUGCAUGACAAACUCCGACAUCUUCGCAGGCUUGAGCCGAGGCCAGUUCCUUUCCAAGAAAGGACCGUGUUCUACUUUCGAUAAUGAUGCGGAUGGGUACUGCAGAGGUGAUGGCUGCGCAUCAGUCGUCGUUAAACGGCUCGAGGAUGCCGAAGCAGACCACGAUCGCAUCCUGGCCGUUAUUCUCGGCACCGCUACAAAUCACUCCGCUGAUGCCAUUUCCAUUACACAUCCCCACGGUCCCACACAGUCACUCUUGUCGACAGCAAUUCUGGAUCAAGCUGGCAUUGAUCCGCUGGAUGUCGACUACGUCGAGAUGCACGGUACCGGAACGCAAGCUGGUGAUGGAACCGAGAUGGUCUCCGUCACAAACGUGUUUGCUCCGGCAGACAGAAAACGACCUGCGGAUCGGCCACUGUAUCUAGGUGCAGUCAAGGCCAACGUGGGUCAUGGCGAGGCUGCAUCCGGAGUCACUGCUCUCGUCAAAGUCCUCAUGAUGCUUCAGAAGAAUGCCAUUCCUCCCCAUGUGGGCAUCAAGGGGGAGAUCAACAAGACAUUUCCAAGAGACCUUUCCGAGCGUAAUGUCAACAUCGCCUUCCACAGUACUCCAUUUAGGAGACGAGACGGUAAACCUCGGCGAGUCUUCAUCAACAAUUUCAGCGCUGCUGGUGGCAACACUGGCUUGUUACUUGAAGAUGCUCCAAGAAGACAGUCUGCCAUCGAGGACCCACGAAGCCACCACGUCAUCACCCUAACGGCAAAGUCGAAGUCUGCCAUGAUACGUAAUGCCGAGAGACUGGUCACGUGGAUGGCAGAGCACCCAGACACACCAUUGUCCCAUGUGGCUUACACCACCACUGCUCGCAAGAUUCAACACUACUGGCGUAUGAAUGUCGCUGCUGUGGACCUCUGUGAAGCGAGAAAUGCCAUACAAGAUCGCCUGCAACAAAAUUUCUCACCUGUGCUACCGGAACAGCCUAAGGUGGCGUUUCUCUUCACCGGCCAAGGCUCCCACUAUGCAGGCCUCGGCAAGGAAUUUUACGCAUUGCAUUCGAUCUUCCGUCAGUCUAUCGACGAGUUCAACCGGCUGGCACAGAUCCAUGGCUUUCCAUCCUUCAUGCCGCUCAUUGAUGGUACUGAGCAAGACCUUACAAAGCUGUCUCCACUCGUUGUCCAGCUUGGGCUUUGCAGCUUUGAAAUGGCCCUCGCCAGGUUGUGGGCGUCGUGGGGCAUCAAGCCUAGCGUUGUACUCGGCCACAGCCUUGGUGAGUACGCUGCUCUUCAUGCUGCGGGUGUCCUUUCUGCGAGUGAUACCAUCUAUCUUGUUGGUGUUCGUGCCAAACUCCUCAUGGAGAAGUGCAAUUCAUUCACACAUUCCAUGCUCGCCGUUCAAGGCGCUGCUGACGCUGUGAGGGAACCUCUCGGAGACCAAACCCACGAAAUCACUGUGGCCUGCAUCAAUGGUCCUCGUGAGACCGUACUUGCUGGCGAGGCUACGAAGAUAUCUGAAAUAUCUUCUCAGCUGAGUACCGCUGGCUUCAAAUGCACGCAGCUCAAGGUACCUUUCGCUUUUCACUCUAGUCAGGUUGAGCCCAUCCUAGACGACUUUGAAGAGCUCGCCCAGACGGUGAACUUCCGCGCUCCCAAACUUCCUGUCGUUUCUCCUCUACUGGGCAAAGCAAUUGAGACUGAGCUCAUCAAUCCAGCCUAUCUCCGAAAGCAUGCUCGUGAGGCUGUCGAUUUCCUCGGCGGUCUUGUACACGCACAACAGUCCGGGGUUAUUGACGAGAAGACCGUCUGGCUUGAAGUCGGACCGCAUCCGAUCUGCGCCAAUAUGGUCAAGGCUGCUUUCGGUGCGACUACCGUUGCUGUGCCCAGUGUUCGCCGCAACGAGACCUCCUACAAGACACUGAGCUCCUCUCUCUGCACGCUCCACUCAGCAGGCCUGAACAUUGAUUGGAAUGAGUUCCACCGUGACUUCGCGGGUUCUGUUCGUAUUUUGGACCUCCCCAGCUACUCCUUCGACGAGAAGAACUACUGGCUACAGUACACGGGUGACUGGUGUAUCACAAAGAAUCGUCGUGCUCUAGCGGCAGCUGCCGAUGUUGUCACCAAGCCUUUGAGGCCUCGAUUGUCCACAUCUUCGGUCCAGAACGUCAUUAGCGAAGAAGUCCAGGGUGACGUUGCCAUCGUUGAGAUCGAAUCCAAUUUGUCUCGUGAGGACUUGCGGCUUGUUGUCUCUGGCCACCAGGUCAACGGUGCCCCACUAUGUCCUUCGAGUCUGUAUGGCGAUAUGGCUAUGACUGUGGCCGACUAUGCAUACAGACUGGUCCGUCCUAACGCUGAUAAACUCGGCUGCAACGUUGGCCACAUGGAGGUUCCAAAAACACUCAUUUUUGACGAUACUCUUGAGAGGCACAUCCUCAGGCUCAAGGUCACGGCUGACGUCGCUACUGAUAAGGCUGAUUGUUCAUGGUACACUAUCGAAGGGGCCAGGAAGACCGAGCAUGCCAUCUGUCAAGUUUCCUAUGGAAACACCGAUGAGUGGGCCAGUGAGUUCGAGCGUGCCGACUACCUCAUCAAAGGUCGCAUCGACGCCCUGAGAGCAGCUGAAAAGGCUGGAAAAGCCUCAAAGAUUGGGCGCGGCCUUGCCUACAAACUAUUCGCUGCGCUUGUUGACUAUGAUCGUCGAUACCGUGGCAUGGAGGAGGUCAUUCUUAACAGUGAGACCUGUGAAGCCACCGCCAAGGUUGUCUUCCAGACUUCCGAAAAGGACGGAAGCUACCACUUCAGCCCGUUCUGGAUAGACAGCUUGUGUCACAUCUCAGGCUUCAUCAUCAACGGCACAGAUGCUGUUGACUCACGCCAGCAGGUCUUCAUAUCCCACGGCUGGGGCUCAAUGAGAUUUAUUGAGACGCCCGUAUCUGGCAAGGCCUACCAGACGUACAUCCGCAUGCAACCUGUGAAGGGCACGAAAAUAAUGACUGGUGAUGCUUACGUUUUUGACGAUGAUAGACUCAUCGGCAUCACUGGUGAUAUCCGCUUUCAGUCCAUUCCCCGCAAGGUUCUCAACAUGCUUCUACCACCUCGUGGAGCCGCCGCCGCCGCCACUGCCGCCACUACUGCGCAGGAUACUCGUGCGCCGGUCGCCCCAGCUGACAAAACGCAAUCGAAGAGCGCCCAUGUCAAGGCCACCAAGCACAAGAAAAUGCUCACUUCUUCAAACCUCUCUCAGGUGGACAAGAAGCUCACAUCCAUGGUAGCCCAAGUGAUGGAGAUUCUUGCCAAGGAAGUUGGAGUGAGCGAUGAUGAGCUCGCUGACAACAUUGCAUUUGCGGAUCUGGGCGUCGACUCGCUCAUGGGCUUGACUGUCUCGGGCCGUCUUCGUGAGGAUCUGGAUUUGGACAUCAGCUCUCAUGUGUUUGUAGACUAUCCAACGAUUGCUGCCUUCAAGUCUCACUUACAGCAGUUUGAGAGACCCGGAGUGGCCCGAGGCUCCUCGUCAUCGGACUCCAUCGACUCUUAUUCUGAGGCUGAGGAAACAUCUGAACUGGUGGAGACCGACUCUGAUGUCACCACUCCUGACAACGAGAGCAGCUCGGACGAGUAUUUGAAGGCUGAGAAAGGUCACAAUACCGAUCUCCAGACAAUCGUGCGAGAAGCCAUUGCUUCGGAAAUGGGCGUCGACGUCGAGGAGAUUAUUGCAGCCCCAAAUUUGGCGGACCUUGGGAUGGACUCUCUAAUGAGUCUGAGUAUUUUGGGAAUUUUACGGGAGAGGACAGGUCUCAACAUCCCAUCUGACCUCUUCAUCUUGAACCCAUCGCUCAAGCAUGUUGAGCGAGCCCUGGGAAUCUCCGACGCAGCCAAAAAGCCGGCGACAAUUAAGCUUGUCUCUGCGCCGAAGCAGGUCGACUUUCAGGAGUCAAGAUCUUCUUCGAGUGCUAGGGUGCUGCCUCCAUCUAUGGCUACAGCCAGCAUUACAAAACCACCUCGCCCCAGCCACAUCAUCGACGACUACCCUAACCGCAAGGCUUCGUCUGUCCUCCUUCAAGGCAGUCAUCGUACUGCGACCAAUCACCUUUUCAUGGUUCCGGACGGCAGCGGAAGCGCAACCUCCUACACGGAGAUUUCCGAUGUUGCACCCCACUGGGCUGUCUGGGGCCUUUUUUCACCCUUCAUGAAGACACCUGAAGAGUACAAGUGUGGUGUGUAUGGCAUGGCUACCAAGUUCAUCACGGAGAUGAAGCGGCGCCAGCCCAAGGGGCCGUACAACCUAGCUGGCUGGUCUGCAGGUGGUGUCAUUGCCUACGAGAUUGUGGUCCAGCUGACACAGGCUGGCGAGCGUGUUGACAAUCUCAUCAUCAUCGACGCUCCUUGUCCAAUCACCAUCGAGCCUCUCCCAAGGAGUCUCCACGCAUGGUUCGCCAGUAUCGGCCUUCUCGGUGAGGGCGAUGUGAAGAAGAUUCCCGAAUGGCUUCUACCGCACUUUGCAGCGUCAGUCACCGCACUCAGUAAUUACACAGCCGAGCCGAUCCCCACGGACAAGUGUCCCAAUGUCAUGACAAUCUGGUGCGAGGACGGUGUGUGCCACCUGCCCACCGACCCAAGGCCUGAUCCAUACCCGACCGGGCACGCGCUCUUCCUGCUUGACAACAGAACGGACUUUGGUCCUAACCGGUGGGAUGAGUAUCUUGACCUUCAGAAGAUGAGGAUGAGACAUAUGCCCGGGAAUCACUUCUCCAUGAUGCAUGGCGACCAGGCGAAGCAACUUGGUUCUUUCAUACGUGAAGCUCUGCUCUAG